AUGUUCAACAUCAGACCUUCAGCCGCAAGACUCACACGCAAUGCCGCUAGCAGCGACGUUCUCUCGCCGUCUCUUCGCCAUGUCUUUAUCUCUCCACCCCCCUCCCUCUUUCACCCUUCAUCCGAUCCCCGUCAUCUUUCCGUCAUCAUUCCGAUCGCCCCUAUACCCGCCCCUCCUUGCCCUCCUCCCCAUUCGAAAACCGCUUUCUCUUCCUUACCCCCCCUUAUCCCGCGCCGUCUCCGGUACUACAAUCGCAUCCUCAUCGUCAUCAUAAUCGCAACCCAACCGUCGCAGCGGUACGAGCAGACGGGCAACGCCAUCUGCCUCAAGGCGCGCGACGACAAUGCGGCGGCCGCCACGCAGAGCGGCGCGUUUGACCUCAACUACGCGGACGUCAUGUUCGCCGGCGUAGACCCCGGCUCAUCCAUCAAGGACGGCAACGGUAUCUGCUACGACAGCGCGGCGCCUGGCAGCGCGUCGUUCCUGGACAUACAGUAUUACGUCAACAUCACGUCCUUCGGUCGCACCUAUGUCGCGUCGCUUCCCACGCGCCUGCUGCCUGCCGUCGUCGCGCAAGCCUCGUUCAGCGUGAACCUGUGGUGGAACCGCGUCACUGGUGCCGAUCCGGGGCCGCCGUCCGCGGAGGAUGGCAGCGCGUCUGACGGCGCUGCUGCUGCUGCGAGCGCUGCUUCUGCGGCUACUGUUGCUGCUGGUGCGGAUGCGGGCGGGACCGGGAGUUUGAAUGGCCAACAGCAGCAGCGGCAUGGAGGGGCGGAUGUGGUGGUGCUCAAUGCGGUGAACAAGGCAUCGAAGCCUCUGGAAGUGAUAGGCGCGCCCUCCCUCGUGACUCUCGACCCCGCUGACUCCCCCAAGCAGCCCACCACAGAGACUGUUGCAGCACCAGCAGCAGCCUACUCUCUCCGCUACACCACAUUCGACAUCGCCCUGCACUACGUGCUCCCCAAGUACCUCAACCCAACCUACGCCUCCAACGGCCAGCUUUCCUUCACUCCGCGGGCCACCCAACCAGGCGCCACAGGCGCUGCCGCCAUCCUGUUCACGUCGGAGCGAGACGCGGUGUACGCGGGCGGCGUCACGUGGAUUGUCUCGUACCUGGUGCAUCGCCCGGACCCGUCGCCCUUGUCUGUGGGCUUCCAGUUUGUGCUAUUUGAGGCGUCCUUCUACCAGCCACCGGCCAACGCAACAGCCUCCGCUUCCUCUGCUGCUUCCACUUCCUCGUCUGGUUCUGCUGCCGUUGUUACCCCGAGCCCGGUGGCACGGCGGUUGCUGCUGGCGCAAGGUGCGGCAGAAGAGUGCAGUGGGCUGGUGUGCUCUGGGAGGACUGACGCGGCACGCUCUGGUGCCGCAGCCUUCGUAUGCCGGCCGCGUUACCCCUGCCCCUUGGGCUGCACCCCUGGAAAGAACAACUACCCCAACUGCUGCCUUGCGUGCUCGGCUUCGUGA
This is a messenger RNA of Closterium sp. Naga37s-1, 1464 nucleotides long. NCBI's taxonomy places the organism in Eukaryota, Viridiplantae, Streptophyta, Zygnematophyceae, Desmidiales, Closteriaceae. The record is from the annotation of a GenBank genome assembly.